CAGGAACUUUCUUGGAGUUCUGGCUGGCUAAGAAAGAGCUUUCACCAAAAACAAAGUUAAGAGACUUGGUGGGGUGUGGUGGGACUGGGCCCCGCUCGGCCCAAAGGAGUUUGGGUCGGGUAGAGUGGGCAAGCUUCAGGGUAGAGGUGGGGAGGGGAUUCCUCCACUAGGAGCUAACCCCAGCUUCAUAAACCCAACAAAAAGGUCCCGGGCAUUGUUAAAAAGGCCCCAGGAUUCUGUCUGCCCAUCAAAGAGGGAGGAAAAGCUAAGUUGUGUGAUGCAGCUUUAAAGGGGCUGGUGAUUGACAGAAUGUGUAGCAGUGGAUGGGGUGGAGCCGCUGGGUGGGGUCUGGGAGAGGCAGCUGGGAGAAACCAAAAGGGAGAAACAAGAAAACCAUUGCCCCUGAUAUCGCUAAAGCUGGGCGAGGGAAGCUAGUGCGAAAGAGGAGAAAGGAGGGUUUUAGAUCUUAUCAUCACUCCCGCCACUUGCUAACUCCCUCACACCCUUCUGUCUCGCCUUAAGAUCAGUAAUACCGAGUGUACAGGCAUCUCCCUAAUUGUCCCUGGGCUCGGUUCGUGGUGUGAGGCAGCGAGGACCCUGCGCGCGCGCUGGCCCUUGCCGGGGCUGCAAGGAGAGGAUGCCUUCGGAGGCGUGGAACCCCAAAGCAUGGAUCAACUCAUAAACACCUUGGGAGUCCAGUUUAAUUCACAAAGAGCUUCAAUGCAGGUAUUCAAACAGGCCACUGGCCCUAUUCCAAUCAGAAAUCCUCCUGUAACUGUAGACAGAAGAACUAUGACGUCUCCACCACUCCUGGAUGCCAGCUCAAUGGAGAACCCAGCCCUGUUAAAUGACAUCAAGAUCGAGCCCCCAGAAGAACUCCUGGCUAGUGAUUUCAACCUGCCGCAGGUGGAACCAGUCGAUCUCUCCUUUCACAAGCCGAAGGCUCCUCUCCAGCCUGCUAGCAUGCUGCAAGCUCCAAUACGCCCUCCCAAACCACCGUCUGCAGCGCAAGCAAUGGUGGUAUCCACAUCACCUGACACGGGCACCACAGCAGCCAUUCCUACUGUUCUUACACCAGGCUCUAUCCUGGCCUCCUCUCAGGGUACUGGGGGCCAACCGAUUUUACAUGUGAUUCAUACCAUCCCCUCAGUCAGUUUGCCAAAUAAGAUGGGUGGACUAAAGACAAUCCCACUGGUGGUUCAGUCUUUGCCUAUGGUCUAUACCAGUUUGCCUGCAGACGGGAGCCCUGCAGCUAUUACUGUCCCACUCAUUGGAGGAGAUGGCAAAAAUGCUGGAUCAGUCAAAGUUGAUCCCACCUCCAUGUCUCCAUUGGAAUUUCCAAGUGACAGUGAGGAGAGUGCAAUUGAGAGUGGAUCUUCAGCCUUACAUAGUCUGCAGGGAUUUCAACAUGAGCCAACAACAAUGGCCCAAAUGCAUGGAGAAGAGUCUCUUGACUUAAAGAGAAGACGGAUUCACCAGUGUGACUUUGCAGGCUGCAGCAAAGUGUACACCAAAAGCUCUCACCUGAAAGCUCACCGAAGAAUCCAUACAGGAGAGAAGCCUUACAAAUGCACCUGGGAUGGCUGCUCCUGGAAAUUUGCUCGCUCGGAUGAGCUUACUCGCCAUUUCCGUAAGCACACAGGCAUCAAGCCCUUCCGGUGCACAGACUGCAACCGCAGUUUUUCUCGGUCUGACCAUUUGUCCCUGCACCGCCGUCGUCAUGAUACCAUGUGAAUAUCACAGGCCACAGCAGACAUGCUGCGCUGGUCUCCUGAGUAUGUGCUGAAGUCAAGACUAUGUUUGCCUCUGACUACAACUUGCCCUGUGAUUGGGGUUAGAACAGCCUACUGAGCCAGGUUCAUGAGACUGCAGAAAAAGUUAGCUGGUCUCCCAUGUGGCUCUUCCUAUUCCACUUUCACCUCUUCACUGUCCAGAUUUCAGUUUUUUCAACCUCUUCCUGGGUUGAAUUCUAGUGUGGCGCCCAUGGCUGCCCUCCCUGAUCCCUCAUGCUAUGUUAUAGACAUUUUUCCUAUGAUAAACAUACAAAAACAGGAAUCAAACUCAAGGCUGUGAACAAACAUACGCUGCUCCACCCCCCCCACAUCUUUUCUUGUUUUCUAAAACUUUUAUACAUAUAUAUGUAUAUAUACAUAUAUAUAUGUAUAUAUACUGUAACCAGUACUUAAAGUCACUUAAGAGUGUCCUAAAAUGAGUUGUUUUUUUUUUUUUUCAAAGUCAUAGCUACAAGGGGCAUAGCAGUGGAGUUGAUUGGUCAGAUUUAUAGAGAAUUGAGUCUGAAAUACAGAGUCUCAUACCAACCCUGAUGGUUUUGUAGAUCCAUUUUUACUUUUUCUUAGAAGUUUGGUUUACAAACAGUGCCAGCCCUCCUUCUGAGGUCCACAAAAAGAAAUUAAGGAAUUUUCUUGACCUCUUCUUCCUCCUCAUGCUCCUUUAUAUUUGAAGGUUUUAUGGCACAAUUUCAUUAUUUUUAGUUUAAGUUUGGACAAAUAUUCAAAGCACAGAAAGAUAGGGAGAAAUAUUCUAGGAAAAUAUGUCAGACAGUGACAGGAAAAAACAGACCAGGGAGGACCCUGUGAGUAAUUACUUGGAUAAGGCAUUAGAACUGUUGUUACUCCCAAACCUCAUUCAGAAGGCAGUCUGUUGAAACAGCACUUUUGAUGGGCUACACUGUACCGCUCAUUCUUUUGUUUACAUAAAGCAACCAUUCAGCGUAUUACCUGAUGAGAAAUUGCACACUGAGCAUGUUAUAGAGAGGUAAGGGGUUGCACUAAAGAAUUUUUGUUUACUUCAUGCCAUUUUUUGGCCCUCAUUCUUCUGUUUUUAAUGGGAUAGAAAGGGUUUUCUUUCUGACACUGACAUAUAAAAACCAUUUUUUAAUGUUUUACAACUGCUAUCAGUACCCAGACCAUUUAUUUUAGACAGAACAGCAGGAUACAUAAGAUACAUUUGGUUGCCCAGUCAGACUGUUCAUAAUAUUCUCUGGGGCAUAAAACCCUCUGUUCCUGGCCCUGGACCUUAGAUCUACCUCCUCGUGGCAUAUUUCCUCUCCUGGGGAAAAAGGAGAGGGGCUUUGAUAUCAGUAGGAUUGGACACAGCCUCUUGCCUAAAGGUUGUUUUCAUACUAAACCUUUUUUCUUGGCAGAUAUUCAAAAAGUUCUGGCUUGAACACUUUCGGUUACUACCUCCUGUGGCUGUACUUUCUAACUAAAUCCUAGAAUUCUACCAUCCAGAAGGGGACCUGUCUACUUCUACCCAUUUCUCACUUUUACAGACAAGGCAAAUACGGGUCAGAUUCUUUCUCCAGAUAUUUCCUUGAGGCCUUAUAGACAUGUAUACUCCUUCUCCCAGGGAUCACACUAGUAAACCAAAUUAAACAAAGUUAUGUGAUUGGUUGCGAUAUUUGUCCAAUUUUAUCUGUUAUAGUUCAGAAAACUUUAGAUCACUCAAAAUUUAUAUAGAGUCGAUGACACAGUAAGUAGGUUGUGCUCAUGGUCAUUGCCAGUUAACAUCAGGCACAUAGUGUUUCUAUUCUAAUUUUUUUAUAAUUCCAGUUUUUUAAAAUUUACCUUGUUUCAAAUUUCACUGUCUCUCCAGACCAUAAAUUCUCCAAAAGUUAAGGCCUCCUUGUACUUUUCAAGAUGACAUGUAGGUUUUACUCUUAUUUUGAUAAGGGAUUUUUCCUGACUUGGGGUAUACAAGUUCCAAGCUGUAUACUAAUUACUAAAGCACUAAUAAAUAUCCAUGGCUAGUCUAUUAAUGGGGACCACAGUGUAAGACAGAUUGAUAAACGUAUAUUGCUACCAUGCAUGAGCUUAAGCUUAUAAUUGAGUAGUUGCUACAAUAUUGUAGAACAGAGUCGAAAGACUUACCCACUUUUUUUUUCCACUUUGGAUCCUAAGAUUUGUUUUACUGAAUUCAGAAUUGGCAUGUGCCCCUUAGACUUCAGGAUAUUGAGACAUAUAUUUAUGAUAUUUACAUGGAGAAAUAUUUAUAAAUGAGCACUUUCAAAUUAUAGUGCUUAUAAAAGGGUGAUCAAAUGAGGAUCACAGAUAUUGAUGUUCCUAGCAUCUCUGAGCCUUUAUUCAAAAUAUAUUUCUGCAGAGUCACAGUGGACUUUGCAAAUGAUUUGCUCAUGGUCUUUAGUCAAGAAGCAAUUCUGACCCUAUUCUCCUUGCUCUUUUUUUUCCAAAAAUGGUGAAAAUCUUUCCAAUCACAAACAUCUUCUUUAAAAAUGUGUGACAAUUAAGAGAAAUCUGCAGAGUACGUGGAUCCAAAUGCAGUACAGUGAAGAGCUCCUGCACCAAAAGCACAUAGAAGUUUGCUAGAGAGUGGAGUAGAAAGGAAACAGUGCAUCUCCCUUGGCCAGCAUCCAAGGUUUAACUAAGUUUAAUUGGCUUGCAACAGCAAAAGACUCUUAGUAGCAUAUUUGCCUAGGAUAUUGAAACUUUGUCGGGAUGGAUAAUAUACAGGGAUUUAUUGUAGUGGAGUUUCUCCUUUUGUAGACAUUUGGCAACUGAACAUAACUAUUGUUGGUUGCCAUUGUAAAAUGUAGGAAAUGUAAACUGGUUUGAUGGGUUAGUGGAGUUCAUUAUGUGCAGAACACAAUGUUUGUAGAAAAAAUUUCUUUUUAAAUAAACUUUCCAUGUUGGAACUCCUUUUUAGAUGUUCAGAAAAAAAAAUGUGAAGGUAGAACAGAGUUCCUGUUUACUCCACAUCUUACAUCAAUAUGGUACACUUGUUAUAAUUAGUGAAUAAUAUUGAUACAUUAAUAUUAACUAUAGUGAAUGCUUUAUUCAGACAACCUUUGUUUUUAUCUGCCGUCCUUUUCUCUGCUUUAAUAUCUCUUUCAAAAUACAACAUUGUAUUAAUAGUCAUAACUCCUCAUUCUCCUCCUCAUUGCAACAGCUAUUUCAGACUUCCUUGCUCUCAAGGACAUUGGGAGUAUGUUUUCAGUUGGAAUUUAUUUGGUAUUUUUCUAAUGAAAAAAAAAAAGAAAGAAAACAAAACAAAACUAGGUUAAUGGAUUUGGGCCUGAACAACCACACAAGUGGUUACUAUUUUCAUAACAUAUUUCUUUUUUAAUUAAAUUUUUAUUUUUUUUUUACAUUAAUUACAUUUUAUUCGCUUUGGAUCCCAGUUGUAACCCCCACCCUCAUUCCCUCCCAAUCCCACCUUCCCUCCAUUAUCUCCUCCCUGCCCCUCUAUAAGUCCACUGAUAGGGGAGGUCCUCCUCCCCUUCCAUGUGACCCUAGUUUAUCAGGUCUCAUCAGGACUAGCUGCAAUGUCCUCCUCUGAAUCCUAGCUAGGUUGCUCCUCCCACGGAAGGUGGGGAGGUCAAAGAGCCAGCCACUGAGUUCAUGUCAGAGACAGUCCCUGUUCCCCUUACUAGUGAACCCACUUGGAUACUGAGAUGCCAUGGGCUACAUCUGAGCAGGAGUUCUAGGUUAUAUCCACGCAUGGUCCUUGGUUGGAGAAUGUUAUUCUCAGUCAUAUAGCUGAGAUAGUGUAUAUGAGAUUUCUCCCAUGUAGCACCCUUUCCUAUCAUAAUACUGCACUCUUUGGAAGAAAGUUACUGUGUUCAACCACAUAUAGGGAAAUGGUGAGUUAUGCACUAUGUCCUUGAGAGCAAUGGUCUACAUAAAUUCUUUGGAAUUCUUCUGCAUAGGAGCUUUGCCUCCUCUCUGUUUAUUUAUUUACAUAAUUGUUUAUUUAUAUCAGCAUGGACUCAUCGAUAUUUAUUACAUAGUUUAUUUUAUAAUCCAAUUCUACUUUUAUUUUAUUGCCCAAACGGUAGCUUUGACUGUUAGAAGCUCUUUUGAAUUGAUCCUUAAGUCUUUUUUACGUACCCCAUCAUCUUUUUUAGUGUGUGAUUAGUUUUUGGUGUUGCAAAAUGUUCCAGGCUCAUCUUGCUUUUGUUUUGUGGAGGGAGUUCUAUAACCAGUCAUUUCUUCAGUGAGUUUUUACUGAAGAAUUGUAUCAGAAACCAAGAUCUGGACACUAUAUAUGUUCACUAUUUUGGGGAUAUUAUUUCUUCAAGGCCUUCUCAGCCAGUAGAACAAAAUAUAUAUAUAUGCAUAUAUUAAGUUUUAUAUAUAUAUAUAUAUAUACCUGUCUAUAAACAUUUCCAUAUAUAAUCAUCUUUAUUUAUCUGUAUAUGAGUUCAUAUUGUUUUCUUUAGCUCUUAGUUAUCUGCAUAGAAUUGCAUUCUAACAGCAAGAACCAUAGCUCCACCUUCUGUCAUUUAUUUAUUAAUUGUUGAAAUCCAGUUUAUAUACAUGUUAACAGUGUCUUAAGUGUUAUCUUGUAUAUCUUGUAUACCCAUGAGAAAAAUCAAUCAACUAGAAUCCGGUGCUUAUGUACAUGAUAAUAACAUUUUUAGAACUUCAACAACUCUUCGAAACAGAAUGAUCUACAAGAUUCUUGAAUUAGAGAUUUAUUCUCAGUUUUAUCAUAGUCCUCAAAUGCUUUCUCAUACAUGAAGCAAACCAUUGGUGAUUGACCUAACCUUGAAUAAGCCAAGGGAAAUUAUUGAUCUUUCACAGUAUGUUAAUUCCUGUAUAAGGGACCAUUGAGAAAGCAGCCACAUGGGCCUAAUUUAAAGAAACACUGUCUUUUCUGAACUAAAUAUGGAUCUCUGACAACGGGUGGUACCCUGAUUUGCCUCUCUUCUGUGUUUUCCCCAGUUUCAAGGCAAGUUGCAUCACCUCUCUGUGCCUCUAUUAACCCAUCUAAAAAUGGGGAUCCACAUAUCUACCUCACAGGAGUGUUGUGAGGCUUCUUAUUAAUAGAUGCUUAAAAAUUAUGCGUGAUCUCUAAAUGAGCGAGAAAGUAUUAUAAUCAUUACUAUGAUGAUAAUUAGAGUACCCUAUAUUUAUCCUAUGGAAAAGGAGAUUAGCCCUCAUUGUUAGUAAACAGCUACAUUCAAGUCAGUAAGAAGGAUCAAUGAAGAGUAGCCAGUGGAGGCAAUAUUAUUUGUUCUGUUACCCUCACUUUUCCUUAUAUCCUCUAACUAUAGGAUUAUCAACUGUUUCCAGACUAGAAACAUAUUAGGACCUAAAAUAAUAGGAGGCAAAGUACAUAGUAGUUUUGAAAUUCUAUUUUUUUUUUCUUCCUUUCUUACUCUGGUUGAACUGCAUUAUAUAUAUAAAGCUUUGUCAGAAGCACAAAGACAAUUUCUCAAAGCUUUUCAGUCUUUGGUCAGUUCUAUUUCAUCAUUUGAAAUGUCUCUUUCUGCGUGUACUGUACAUUGAACAGUAAAGGUAGGAGGGGAGUGGGUGGGAUGGUUGGGUUGGGAGUGGAAUGGAAGACAAUGGAAUUUAUGUAGGUGUUUUUACAAACACUGGUUAUCGCUUUCUAUUUCUUUUUUCUGGUGGUGGGUUGGGGUAAGGGAAAAGAUACUAUUUUGUUAACAAAUUCUCCUUCCCUUUCAGUAGAUGGUUCCUAGGGUCAGUUCAAAUAGCUGUGUUGGAUAUUACUUUUAUAACUAUGUUGUAUGAAGUGCUGAUUUCAUUGUAUUCCUGAAUAAAGGGAAGAAAGUCCCUAGUAGUGUUCAUCCCUGUUUUUGACAGGGGGUCAUAGCAGGAGAGCAGUACCAGAAACUGACUCUUUUUUUGUGGUGGGGAAAGGAGCCUGUAUUGAAGGGAUUUAUUGGAUUUUUGUCAUUAUUUGAAGAAAUUAUAAAAUAGUGUAUUAUGUGUUAGUCUCUUAACUUUUCUGUUUGUGCCUCCUUUUUUAGUGCUUUAGAGCAGCACCUAUUUUCAUUCCAUUUUAUACUUGUUCCUGUUCGAGGUAUGGUGUUGAACAAUCUCUCAUAUCCAAGUAUGUCGUGUACCUGAAGAUUCUCGAGAAUGGCCUCAGUAAGCAUGGCCAAGCAGAGGUUACUCUCUUGUAGCUCAGUGGGGUACUCCCAUUGCAGCUUCCAGGCAGGGUGUGUGCUGGAGUACUAAGCAAUCUUGUUCUGUCUGAUUACUGUACUUUUUUAACAAUAAAAAUAUUUUAAACCAGAAA
Molecule: messenger RNA, 8028 nt
Organism: Meriones unguiculatus (Mongolian gerbil)
Lineage: Eukaryota; Metazoa; Chordata; Mammalia; Rodentia; Muridae
Gene: Klf8
Product: KLF transcription factor 8
Exons: 6
Coding region: 667-1734 (355 amino acids)
Biological process (GO): regulation of transcription by RNA polymerase II
Molecular function (GO): DNA-binding transcription factor activity, RNA polymerase II-specific; RNA polymerase II cis-regulatory region sequence-specific DNA binding
Source: RefSeq, a predicted model, not a curated record